Messenger RNA from Exophiala aquamarina CBS 119918, 1509 nucleotides. RefSeq lists its product as uncharacterized. The record is from RefSeq and is a predicted model, not a curated record. Gene Ontology annotation, biological process: transmembrane transport. The coding region runs from base 1 to 1509 and encodes 502 amino acids. NCBI's taxonomy places the organism in Eukaryota, Fungi, Ascomycota, Eurotiomycetes, Chaetothyriales, Herpotrichiellaceae. Gene Ontology annotation, molecular function: transmembrane transporter activity. Gene Ontology annotation, cellular component: membrane. The transcript is spliced from 3 exons.
AUGUCUGCCCCGAUUCUUGGGGCAUUCAUUACCCACGAAAGCAAGCCUUCUCUGCCGGUUUCAGGCUUGGCCCCUGUCCUGCAUCGUGAUCAGGUUUCUACCGGUCAACCGACCGAGUAUGAAUUGAACGAAUUGAGGUGGGGUGAACGUCUGAAUGGACCAAAGACGACUCCUGAGACGCCCACCACGAUUACGCAAUCCUUCUCCCAGUCUCAGGAGGAGCUAGAAUCAAACUUCGGCACGUCGCAAAACCCAGACCAGGCUAUCGAUGCUUUCAUUCCGUCGGCAUCUAACCCUCCUCGAAACCGAUGGAGAUUGGCCGCCGCAGGAGUCAUGUUUUUACUGAUGGGCAUUAAUGAUGCGGCCACAGGCGCUCUUAUCCCCUAUCUUGAGAAGGAAUAUGACAUUAGCUAUGGCGUGGUUUCCUUGAUUUUUAUCACCAAUGCCAUCGGCUUUAUCUCCAUCGUGCCUGUAUGUCAGAUGAUUGAGGGCAAAAUUGGGCGAGCACUCUCUUGCGUUGUCGCUGCCUGUCUUAUGAGCAUCGGCUACAUCGCCCUUGUCUGUGCGCCCCCAUUCCCUGUUGUGGUGUUGAGCUUCUUCUUCUUGGGCUCGGGUAUGGGUUUCUUCUUGGCUAUGACCAACGCAUUCAUGGUCAACCUGAUGCGAGGCACCGUGAUCUUAGGCUCCAUGCAUGGGUUGUACGGAGUUGGUGGUACUGUUUCCCCUCUGAUGGCGACCGCCAUUGUGACCAGGGGCAUUCGUUGGUCGUACUUCUACUUCGUUCCCUUGUCUCUUGCGCUAGCCUCCAUCAUAUUCAUGGGCUGGUCCUAUAAGGGAUUCGAAAGUGACGCCGCAUUUCCGUUGCUUACGGAGCUUGAACAGACUGCAUCACGUCAGGCUGCAUCUCCGGGUGAACCUACAAAAUCUCAAUUACUGCGGCGGGCCCUCGGGCAGAGGACUACCCUCCUUGGCGCUGCUUUCAUAUUCUUCUACCAGGGCGCCGAAGUUGCCAUCUCAGGCUGGGUCAUCUCCUACCUCAUCACUUAUCGGAAUGGCGAUCCAUCUCAAGCAGGUCAUAUAGGAUCAGGAUUUUGGUUAGGGAUAACCGUGGGCAGGUUUGUCUUGACACAUUUCGCUCAUAAGUUGGGCGAGAAACGUGCGGUGGUGGGCCUUACUAUUGGGGCAGCAGGCUUUCAACUCUUGGUGUGGUUGGUACCGAACAUUAUUGGUAACGCCGUCGCAGAAUCACUCGUCGGUCUCUUCCUUGGGCCAGUCUAUCCAUGUGCGACAGCGGUGUUUUCGAAACUAUUGCCUAGAAACAUCCAGGUCACUGCUCUCUCGGUGGUUGGAGGUAUGGGCUCGUCAGGAGGUGCAUUGGUACCAUUUAUCACUGGUAUGUUGGCACAGCGUCUAGGCACUGUGGUUCUUCACCCAAUCGUCCUGAUUUCACUCGCAUCGAUGUUGGUGACAUGGUUCCUCCUGCCACGGAUUGGAAAGCGCUCCGAGUAA